AUGUCUCUAACUAUUGAUAUGGCCCGUCUAGGGGUCCCCAUCCAGGAAAACGGCAAUGACCAGCGCAGAGAAGGCCCCACAGACGAACGACAUCGUGGUUCGGACCCCAUCCAGAAUACAAAAUACACCCAGUGGCUCAACGUGUCUGGUCUCUGGCUUCAGAAUGAGCUUUGCAACAUCGAAAUGCAAGACCCUACUCAAAGCACAGAUGAAUACAUCACCUUGUCUAGUUAUAGCAACCCAGAGUAUUCAUCCGGGUAG
Molecule: messenger RNA, 261 nt
Organism: Opisthorchis viverrini
Lineage: Eukaryota; Metazoa; Platyhelminthes; Trematoda; Opisthorchiida; Opisthorchiidae
Exons: 2
Coding region: 1-261 (86 amino acids)
Source: RefSeq, a predicted model, not a curated record